AUGGAACACCAAACUGAAUAUGGCUUUGCAAAGCUUGGCUUCAAACAGUCUCUACCUGACAACUCCCUAUUUGUGAAGGGUGAAGGGAGCUCCUUUGUGGCUCUGUUAGUAUAUGUAGAUGACAUAAUUGUAGGCAAUGCUGAUUUAAAGUUGGUACAACAACUUAAUGCCAACUUUCAAAUUAAAGAUCUAGGGCCCUUGAAAUACCAGAUUAAAGAUCUACGGCCGAUGAAAUACUUCCCAGGAUUGGAAGUGGCCAAACAAAGGAAAGGGGUUGCAAUUUCUCAAAGAAUAUAUGCUCUUGAACUAUUAAAAGAUGCAGGUUUUAUAGAUGCCAAACCAGUCCACAGUCCUACCACUCCAUCACACAAGCUAAGCAAAGAUGGAGGAAAUCUACUUGAUGAUAACACUCAGUACAAAAGGUUGGUAGGCAAGAUUUUAUAUCUAACCAUCACGAGGCCUGAUAUAAGCUUUGCUACACAACAAUUCUCUCAGUUCUUGGAUACACCUACUGAUCUACACCUUCAAGCAGCUCACAGGGUCUUGAGAUAUAUAAAAGCUGCCCCUGGUCAGGGCCUUUUCUUUCCAGCCAUGACCUGCAAUUAA
Messenger RNA from Ipomoea nil (Japanese morning glory), 606 nucleotides. RefSeq lists its product as uncharacterized. The record is from RefSeq and is a predicted model, not a curated record. The transcript has a single exon. Bases 1 to 606 code for a protein of 201 amino acids. Lineage: Eukaryota; Viridiplantae; Streptophyta; Magnoliopsida; Solanales; Convolvulaceae.